Molecule: messenger RNA, 680 nt
Organism: Seriola dumerili (greater amberjack)
Lineage: Eukaryota; Metazoa; Chordata; Actinopteri; Carangiformes; Carangidae
Gene: adisspa
Product: UPF0687 protein C20orf27 homolog
Exons: 6
Coding region: 147-680 (177 amino acids)
Source: RefSeq, a predicted model, not a curated record
CAAAUGCCAGUGUCUCAGAGAGGAACAUCAACAACAUGUCCCCGCCGGUAUGAUGGAUGUAGGGAGACACACCUGCACUGAGCGGAGGUCAGUGAUGACAUCACCUGGAUAUUGUCUGACACUUCCCAGUUCCUAACCACAUUACCAUGGCAACAGGAAGAAAAGGCUCCACCUCCAAAGGUGGGGUGCAUUUCCCUGACGACAACGAGCCCCCUGGCUCUCCCACGCGGAGAGAUGAUCAGUCCAACCUCUCUACUCUCAUUGCUAUCCCAGAAAAGGACGGCAGCUACUUGGUCAAGGCUGGUUUCCUGAAGAGCCACCACUGUUAUGAGAUUGUGUUCAGUGUUCCAGAUGUACCCACAGUGGGUAAAGACCUCUCCUGUCUUCCUUCCUCUUCUCCGACUCGGAGGCCCCCCAGCCUCCGGGUCCACCGUAUUAACUCCACACUGGAGGGAGUAAAGGUCACAUGUGAGUACAGGACUCACCAGGAGGGAGUUCUGCAGGAGGAGAUCACGCUGGCGACCAGAGGGAGGAGGGACAGCAGUCUGAAGAUCAGACUCCAGGCCAGAGUCAUUGAUCCACAUCAUGGAACUCCUAUGCUGCUGGAGGGGGUGAGGUGCCUGAGCACUCAGAGAGACGGCCACACAAAGCACAGCAGCAGUGAUCGUAAGAGGAUAUGA